Betta splendens (Siamese fighting fish) is the source of this 2246-nucleotide messenger RNA. It is a transcript of the gene eif2a, whose product is annotated as eukaryotic translation initiation factor 2A. Lineage: Eukaryota; Metazoa; Chordata; Actinopteri; Anabantiformes; Osphronemidae. The transcript has 16 exons. Gene Ontology annotation, cellular component: cytosolic small ribosomal subunit. Gene Ontology annotation, molecular function: ribosome binding; protein binding; tRNA binding. Gene Ontology annotation, biological process: translational initiation. The coding region runs from base 104 to 1846 and encodes 580 amino acids. The record is from RefSeq and is a predicted model, not a curated record.
UAAAAAUACCCAUUUGUAUGCUGAUGUGGCACUGGGAGCCCCGCCCCUUUGUGCUCCUACGUGUUUCCGGGUAAGAGCGGUUCUUUUUCCGCCGUACGUAAACAUGGCGCCACCAGUCCCGUUGUUAGCAGUGCGUGGAUCAGAUGGUACGUCUCUGCUCAGUGGUCCUCCAGUGUGUGAGCAGCACUCCGCCUUCCACAGAGACUCUCGGCUCUGCUGUUGUUUGACUUUCAGCAGAGAUGGGACGUUGCUCUCCUGGUGCAACGGACACAGUGUCACAGUGGUGAAAUGUUCCGAUGGCUCUGUGGUGUCGACCUUUGACCUCCCAAAGACCACUCUCCUGCAGAUUUCUCCUCUCAACACCAUCCUGGUCACCUGGCAGCCAUACAGCAAGAGUCAGGACAGCCCUCAGGGAGACCCCAACCUCCAGCUGUGGGACCUGCAAAGUGGUCAGCUGAUCAAGGCUCUGUAUCAGAAGAAGGUGGACUCCUGGUGUCCCAGCUGGUCUGAAGAUGAGAAGAUUUGUGUCAGGAGUGUCAACAAUGAGCUGCAUUUCUAUGAGAACAAUGAUUUCAACACCAUUGCCAAUAAGCUUCACAUGCAGAAGAUUUCGGACUUUGUGCUGUCACCUGGAGGUGCGCCCAGCAAGGUUGCUGCCUAUGUUCCGGGCACCAAAGGAGCCCCAUCGUUUGUUCGUCUGUAUCAGUACCCGCUGCUGAGCAGCGUGAGUGCUGCGCUUGCCAACAAGAGCUUCUUCAAGGCUGACAGAGUCACCAUGCAGUGGAACAAAAAAGCCUCGGCUGUCCUGGUGACUGCCAGCACCGAAGUGGAUAAAACUGGAGCGUCAUAUUACGGAGAGCAGUUGCUGCAUUUCCUUGCUGUUAAUGGGGAGACUGCCCUGGUUCAGCUGUCAAAGAAAGGUCCGAUCUACGAUGUCACCUGGAGCCCGAACUCCACCGAGUUCUGUGUGGUCUACGGCUUCAUGCCAGCAAAAGCCACCGUCUUCAAUCUCAAAUGUGACCCAGUGUUUGACUUUGGCACUGGUCCACGAAAUGCUGCCUAUUAUAGUCCUCAGGGCCACAUCCUGGUCUUGGCUGGCUUUGGGAACCUGCGGGGUCAGAUGGAGGUCUGGGACGUGAAGAAAUAUAAACAGGUGUCCAAACCUCAGGCUCCAGAUGCCACACAUUUCUCUUGGUGCCCAGAUGGAGAGCAUGUGGUCACAGCCACCUGUUCCCCGCGGCUGCGUGUCGGUAACGGCUUUAAGAUCUGGCACUACACCGGCUCUGUGCUGCACAAGCAGGAUGUCGCUGCUGGGUCGGAGCUGUGGGAGGUUCGCUGGCAGUCGUUCCCUGAAGGCAGCUUCCCUGAGCGGACUGUGAAGUACCAGGCAGCACCCAGCGAGCUGGGAACCACGCAGGCACAGCCCACGCAGGCCUAUCGCCCGCCUGCGCUGAGACACAUGCCGGCCACAUCCAUCUCCAAACUGCAUGAAGAUGAGCCUCCUCAGAACAUGCGUCCUGGUGCUUCUGGUGAGAAGAGUUUGUCCAAAGCAGCUUUAAAGAAUAAGAAGAAACGAGAAGCAAGGAGAGCAGCAAAACAGGAGUCAACACCCGAAGCCGAACAUCCGUCUGACCCAGUUCCUGUAAUAAGCAGUCAAUCGGAGCAGGGCAGCAACAUCUCGGAGUCGGACAAAAAGAUCAAGAAUUUAAAGAAGAAACUCAAAGCCAUUGAAGAGCUGAAGGAGCAGCAGGCGUCUGGAAAGGUCCUGCAGAGGAACCAGCUGGAGAAGAUCCAGAAGGAGACUCAGUUGCUGCAGGAGCUGCAGGAGCUGGAGAUCGGACAGUAGGAUGCAUCAAUCCGGCUCCUGGCCAUGCCAACAAACCCCAUAUAGCAACUGUCUGUAAAAUAAACUACACAGGAUGACAGGUUGCUGAAGUACUUGUUUUCUUCAGUUUAUUUCACCUGUGACACACCUGAGGGCACCUCAUAAAUGCCACCCUCUCAGCACAGGCGAGGAGUUCUGGGACAUGUAGCAAGGUGUGUGGGAAAACGAUUUGAUGACAACAGCUAAAGAAGCAGUUCAGGUUUUCAGCAAGAUCUUUGCAGAAAUGUGAUACCAGACCAGGUGUGAUACUGUAUUUAAACCUGUUGAAAUCUGUACAGCUGAGGAAAUGUCCUCAACACGUAAAGCCACAUCUGACAACAUAUGAUUUAAAAAUGAGCUUGAAUAAAAUAUUUGUUUAUCA